AUGACGAAUCUCCCGAGUUUACUGCCGAAAAAGUUCAAGAUUGGAAUGAUUUCGCUCUGCGACGACGGCGUCGAAGCCAUCUGCGCGCAGUCGAUGGCGAACAAGCAGGCGUACGCCGAUUAUCACGGAUACGAUUUGAUAGUGGAUGAAGAAAUUAUCGAUAGAAACCGGCCGACGAGCUGGAGUAAGCUACUGGCGAUGCGCAAGUAUUUGCCCGAUUACGACUUUAUGCUCUACGUCGACGUCGACACGAUCAUCAUGAAUCCGGAGAAGAAGUUGGAAGACAUCGUGGAUUACAAUUACGAUCAGAUGCUAGCGGCGGAUAAAAACGGUUUAAAUUGUGGGGUUUGGAUGGUGCGCAACACGCCGUGGAUGCUGUGGUUCAUCGACGAGAUGUGGGCGCAAGAUCAACUCGUCGCGCCGAAGACGUGGAACAUGCUCUUUAAAUACGAGCAACGCGCUUUUCAUUAUCUCUAUCAGUCAAAGAUUUGGCGCAGCAAGGUAAAAGGUGAUGCAUACCCCAAAGCUAACACCGUUCGCGCGAGGACAAAGGUUUUGAACGCGUGCGUGUUCAAUUCUCAGCCUUCGUUUUACGUCAAAGGCGAUUUGCUCGUCCACCUCGCCGGUCUGAAGGGCACGGUAAAGUGCAUGUGGUUUAGAUAUUACUACAAACAGUCUCUGAACACGAUUCGGGCGGUGGGUGCGGUGUCAUCAGACGCCGAUCUCCCUCCGCCGUCGAUUUGGACGUGUUUAACGAGGCAAACGUGA
Ostreococcus lucimarinus CCE9901 is the source of this 768-nucleotide messenger RNA. RefSeq lists its product with no specific name. Gene Ontology annotation, biological process: protein N-linked glycosylation. Bases 1 to 768 code for a protein of 255 amino acids. The record is from RefSeq and is a predicted model, not a curated record. The transcript has a single exon. Gene Ontology annotation, cellular component: Golgi membrane. Gene Ontology annotation, molecular function: glycosyltransferase activity. NCBI's taxonomy places the organism in Eukaryota, Viridiplantae, Chlorophyta, Mamiellophyceae, Mamiellales, Bathycoccaceae.